AUGGAAAGAAAUUUGAUUAAAAAAUGUUCAGUUUGUGAGUGUAAAGAAUAUGUUUGUUUUCAUUAUGGAGUUAGUACAUGUAGGGCUUGUGGGGCUUUUUUCAGGCGUUAUCUUGAAAACGAAAAAAAGAGUAAAUAUAGUAAAUGUAAUUGUUUGCAUAAACAAUUGUUGUUGCUAAAAGAGAAGAAAAUUGAAAGAAAUUGGGAAAAAUGUAAAAAAUGUAGACUUGAUAAAUGUUUUUCUGUUGGAAUGAAAAAAUUGGAUGUCGGAUAUCUACGCCGAGAUAUAUGCCGGGAAGUAAUGGAAGUACAAAGAAAUGAAAUUAACGUAUAA
Molecule: messenger RNA, 333 nt
Organism: Meloidogyne enterolobii
Lineage: Eukaryota; Metazoa; Nematoda; Chromadorea; Rhabditida; Meloidogynidae
Source: the annotation of a GenBank genome assembly